This is a messenger RNA of Cladophialophora immunda, 2347 nucleotides long. RefSeq lists its product as uncharacterized. Gene Ontology annotation, molecular function: nucleobase transmembrane transporter activity. NCBI's taxonomy places the organism in Eukaryota, Fungi, Ascomycota, Eurotiomycetes, Chaetothyriales, Herpotrichiellaceae. The transcript has 5 exons. Gene Ontology annotation, cellular component: plasma membrane. Gene Ontology annotation, biological process: transmembrane transport; nucleobase transport. The coding region runs from base 525 to 2228 and encodes 567 amino acids. The record is from RefSeq and is a predicted model, not a curated record.
GGCUGAGAAGCCUUGUUCAAUUGGCUGACUCCUUUAGCUUUAUCGCCUUUGUGCAAGGCUCCGAUGAAGCAUUGACUUCGGAGUAAUGCCAUUGCUAAGGGUUUGUCGACGUAGGCGGGUCUGCCGAACACCCUGAAAUACCUGUGGUCUUACGAUGUCAGCCGAUUGAUGUCGUGCACCGGGACAGGACUAACCAAUAUGAUCUCGCCCAUUCUUUUCAAGAUAAGGAGGACUAGUCUAUGUUGUCUCUAGAGGGACACAUAUGAUGGCCUGGAGAGCUGCCCAGCCUUGCUAGCAGCAUUCUUAGGCCGAUGAUCGAGUCUUCGGAAAUCCCGUCUCUGCUAUAUUCGACUAGGCUGGUCGAUAUCAAAGUACUUUACAAGUCGAGAGAUACUAUCAUUGACCCGAGCGGCAGCUAUAACUAUAUCCACGGAUCGCCGCAUGCUGUCUCGUCGCGGCUUCGACAAAACCGUUUGAACACUCCGUGAAGUGUCUGGGAAGAAUUCUUGACGCCUUGUCCAAACAUGACCGUCAAAUCUUUCCUCCGCCGACUUGAUCAGCGGAUUCAGACUCAAGAAAGCAGGAUCCAGAAGAGAGAGGGGACGAGGAGAUGGGGAAAUGAAGAUCUCGACCCGACACCGGUCCAGCAACGAACAUGGAGGCAUUGGAAUUACUUCAUGUUCUUUUGGGCGGUUUCCUUCAAUCCGAAUCAAUGGAACACGGGCUCAAGCCUGGUGAACCAGGGACUAAAAUGGUGGCAAGCUCUCCUCUCCAUCGCAGUGGGAAACUUGCUCUGUUCCGUCGUCCUGGUCAUUCAAUCUCGUGGACCCGCUGUUUAUCACAUUGGAUAUCCGGCAUUUGUACGCGCCAGUGCCGGCAUGUUUGGGUCUUUGUGGUUCAUCUUCCUCCGAGGCUGUGUCGCCAUCAUCUACUUUGCAACCCAGACAUUUUACGCGGGCAAGUUGUUUGACGUGAUGCUUCGGUGCGCAUUUGGCCACAACUGGCAGGACAUUCCGAACCACUUACCAGAAAGCGCCGGCAUCACCACCAGGGGCCUUGCCGCGUUCUUCCUCUACUGGGCAGUCCAGCUGCCCUUUAUGCUGAUCCACCCCCAACGCGCCAAGUGGCUCUAUACGAUCAAGAGCACAAUUGCCCCUCCCGUGCUGAUCGCGGUUUUUGGGUACGUGGUGGGCAAGAACGGGGGGUUGACGGGCUCGUCGCAGAUCACCAAGACCUCGACCACCACCGCUCUCGGAUGGGCGUUCAUGAACGGCAUCAACUCUGUUUGCGGAAGCAUCUCUCCCGAGAUCAUGUCCAACGCGGACCUCGCCAGGUACGCCCACAAGCCCUCGGAUGCCGCGUGGGCUCAAGCCGUGGGUAUCUUCACGAGCAAAACGUUUGUCAUCUUCAUGGGCAUUGCCUGCUCAAGCGCCUCGAUGAACCUCUGGGGCACUGCGUAUUGGAACAUGUGGGACCUCCUGGGUGCCAUUUUGGACCACAACUGGAAUGCCGGGGCGCGCACGGCCAUCUUCCUCGUCUGCCUGAUCCAGGCACUUGCUGUCAUGGCAACCAAUCUGGCGUCAAACUGCUUGCCUGUGGGCGCGGACUUGACGGGGCUGUUUCCCAGGUACUUCAACAUUCCACGUGGCCAGGUCUUUUGCGCAGUCAUCAGUCUCGCCGUGGUGCCCUGGAAACUACUGGCGUCGGCACAGACCUUCCUGACCUUCCUGGGGUCCUACGUCGUCUUCAUUGCACCAGUGAUCGCCAUAAUGAUCGUCGAUUACUGGAUCGUCCGUAAGGGCAACAUCCACGUGCCGUCUCUGUACGACGACAGUCCCGACAGCCCUUAUUUCUACUGGAAGGGCUUCAACCUCCGCAUGUUCGCGGCGUGGGUUGCCGGCGUCGUCAUCGUGAUCCAUGGGCUCGCUGGGUCGUACAAUCCCCAUUUCAGCCAGGCCAGCAAGGACAUGUACACGAUGGGCUUCAUCCUGGCGUCCCUGACAGGCGGUCUGGCAUACUACAUCCUCGUCCGCAUCUGGCCGAUCAAGCCGUACCCGGCGGAUCGUGACGGCAAACCCAUGACGCUGGAGUAUCUUGGUCGGACAGACGGGUACUUUGAGGACGACGUUAUCGACGGAGUCAGCAGCGGGCACCAGCAGGAGGCGUAUGACGAGAUGAUGACCCCUAAGGAGAAGGAUGUGGCGCACACUUUCACGACGUUGGCCUGAAAUAUUCCUUCUCAUGGGAUAGGUAAUGUGCAAACGUCGUCAUGGGUGCUGAAUGUCGAUGGGAUGCACGCUAUAUAUCAAAUAUGGCUGGCAAUACGGCCAAGGACCAAGGGAUAGAC